Molecule: messenger RNA, 2797 nt
Organism: Scleropages formosus (Asian bonytongue)
Lineage: Eukaryota; Metazoa; Chordata; Actinopteri; Osteoglossiformes; Osteoglossidae
Gene: mapkapk3
Product: MAPK activated protein kinase 3
Exons: 11
Coding region: 915-2150 (411 amino acids)
Biological process (GO): protein phosphorylation
Molecular function (GO): protein kinase activity; ATP binding
Source: RefSeq, a predicted model, not a curated record
AGGGGUCUCAAAAAUGCAUACACAUUUGAGGUUUUCCACUCAACCCAUUUACCACAUUUGGAAGCGCUGAGAUCGGGGGCCACCAAUGUUGCCUUUGAACUGCACUUACUGCUGCUGAGCAAGGUAUUUAAGAGUUAAUCGCUCCAAUAAAAAGUUUUUCUUUUGUCGUGUGAAUACACUAAGACACUGCAUUUGGUGUAUUAGCUAGUAAUAAGCCACACAAUGAACACUCGGGUGUCUUUCCAGAUGCUAAUGCUCGAGCCACAGCAGCUGGAGCUCGGACUGGGGGGGGGCGGUUCCUCCGCACAGCUGUACCUUUAAGAGCGGAGCCUCGUGAGAAAGUUCAGUGGAGCGGCGGCAGCGCUCGAGGACGGAGCCCCGCGAGGCCACAGCAGCGCCGCCGUGACCUGAGCUGCGCUGGAUUUCCGAAAACCACCUUUUAUCUGGAGCCGCCCGUUACAUUUUCUUGCCCUCGACAUACGGAUGGAUUUUUAUAUUUUUCCCCGUAUGACUUAACAUUAUACCCGUUUCGAGGAGUCUGAUUUUAAAAAAUACAUAUAUAAAUAUAUAUAUACACACACUGCAGACAUUUAAACAUUUAACUAUUCGUUUCAGAUAGAUUUCGCUUCGCUUGAUUAAAUACUGUGUAUGAUUGCUGGACUUCUUAAACCGGAAAACUGAAUACUUUUCUCCAGCGCUUCUCUCCUCCGUCAGUUUUUUUUUUUUUACGUGGGAAUUUGCUGAUCUCAGCAUGUAAUUUUGUAUAAAAUUUCUUCUGAUUCAAAAGAGGACGCUGUGGAAUGUGAAAUGCGACCUAGACUUGUCGUCUGGGGGACAAGACUGCUCAUUCCCCCAGCGACACAUUCCCUCCGGGCUCCUUGUUUGGAGGUGGGAGACACAAGAUCUGCGCGAACAUGCUCCACAAUGGUGACAGUGACCAGAAGAAGCCCGACUCGGACAGCCCGAGCCCGAGUGGCGAAGAGGAGCCGGAAAAAAAGGGUACCGACGUCUCCAACAGUGCCACCCUGACCCACAGCAGAACGGACUGUCCCAGUGCCACGCAUUUCGCCCUACCUGUCCUCCCAAAGCUCGAGUUCAAGCGCAACGCGGUCACGGACGACUACAAGAUAACGAGUCAGGUCCUGGGUCUGGGCAUCAACGGCAAGGUGCUGCAGUGCUACGACAAAAAGACGGGCGUCAAGUGCGCGCUCAAGAUCCUGUAUGACAGUCCCAAGGCACGGCGUGAAGUGGAGCUGCACUGCCAUGCAUCAGGAGGCCCCUACAUUGUGCAGAUUCUCAACCUCUACGAGAACAUGCACCACGGCAAGAAAUGCCUCCUCAUCAUCAUGGAAUGCAUGGAGGGGGGAGAACUCUUCAGCCGAAUUCAAGCUCGUGGAGACCAGGCCUUUACAGAAAGAGAAGCGGCACAAAUCAUGCGAGAUAUCGGGACGGCCAUUGACUAUCUCCAUGACAUGAACAUCGCCCAUAGGGAUGUCAAGCCUGAGAACCUGCUAUACACCAGUAGUAACAGCAAUGGGGUCCUCAAGUUGACGGACUUUGGUUUUGCAAAGGAGACCACCCUGCACAACCCUCUGCAGACCCCUUGCUACACGCCGUACUAUGUAGCUCCUGAGGUGCUUGGCCCGGAGAAAUAUGACAAGUCUUGUGAUAUGUGGUCUCUUGGCGUCAUCAUGUACAUCCUGCUGUGUGGCUUCCCUCCCUUCUACUCCAACACGGGCCAAGCCAUCUCCCCUGGAAUGAAACGACGCAUUCGGAUGGGCCAGUAUGAGUACCCCAACCCCGAGUGGGCAGACGUGUCCGAGGAAGCCAAACAACUCAUCAAUCAGCUGCUGAAGACCGAUCCGAACGAGAGGAUGACCAUCACCCAGUUCAUGAACCACCCUUGGAUCAAUCAAUCAAUGGCGGUUCCCCCAACUCCACUCCAUACCACUCGAGUUCUCACAGAGGACAGGGAGCUGUGGGAUGAUGUAAAGGAGGAGAUGACCAGUGCCUUAGCCACCAUGCGUGUGGACUAUGACCAGGUGAAGAUCAAAGACCUGGACACAUCCAGCAACCCCCUGCUCAACAAGAGACGCAAGAAGGCGGCCGCAAGGGGAAAAUCUGGAAGCCCCGUUUGUAACAACCAGUGAGGGAAUGUGGGCAAACAGGAGGAAUGAGUCGGGCUCUUUUCCGAUGGAGCACCAUGUCAGCAGAGGGAAGGUGCGAAAGAAGGUAACUGGCACUUUGGGAAAGCAGCAGUGAAGAGAAACCUAGAAAGCUCAAUAAUAAGAGUCCACAUGGAAAGAAAGCUUCAGCACAAGUGACCGCAUGAAGAUACGUAAACUCUGUGCCUCGUAUUUGAAAUCAGCCGCACUUCACGCUCCUCCAAAGGGCUCAUUUACCACGUUAUUUAUCGUCUGCGCUCACGCUCAGCCUCCUUUCUUAGCCAGUCCAACCCCAGCCUCCAAAUCAUGGAUUGGCAUUCAGAAGAAGGAGAAAAGCACUAACCCGCCCCAGCCUACUUGACUCCCCUCUCCAUCCCCUGUGAUAUCUUGAGUGGACUUGGCCUUCUCGGGUUCUGGGAUGAGCUCUCGCAGUGUAUCGGGACUUCUUUUCUCCGCACCCAGGCUCCCUGCCAGCACAACACUCCACACUCAUACCAUCUGGGUUAUUAUGGAGACAUGCACUUAUUGCUGUUGUUACCCCUUAGUCAUUUCUCAGGAAUUAGAAGAUAUUAAAGAUUUUUUAAAGAAUGCUUUGCAUCUAGUGUUUUUUUUUUUUUUUUUCUUUCGGCUUU